Messenger RNA from Chinchilla lanigera (long-tailed chinchilla), 1921 nucleotides. RefSeq names its product RAB6A, member RAS oncogene family (gene Rab6a). The record is from RefSeq and is a predicted model, not a curated record. Gene Ontology annotation, molecular function: GTPase activity; GTP binding. Bases 461 to 1087 code for a protein of 208 amino acids. The transcript is spliced from 8 exons. Lineage: Eukaryota; Metazoa; Chordata; Mammalia; Rodentia; Chinchillidae.
CGCCCCGCGCCGCGCCAGAGCUCGCGCACUCAGCAGGUUGGGCUGCGGCGGCUGAGGGAGCCGAGGCGCUGCGUGCUAAGGUCCCAGACGCGUCUGCGUCUGCGGCUCCGCCACCCUCGCUCCUCUUUCCUCAGUCUCGGUGUCGGGUGCUGAGGAAGGCAACGGCGCCAGGCUUGGGGACCCCGAGCACACCCUCGGUUGCCUGCGACACCGCCCUCCUUUCCUGCCCAUCCGCGGGCCUCGCUCGGUGCUAGGCGACUCUGCGGGGGGCGGCGGCGGCGGCGGCGGCUGCCUGUCUGUGGAGUCCUGCUGCCCUCCUGCCUCGCUCCUCCGUCCGUCCUGCAGGGGCCCGGAAAGCUCGGCGCCCUCCCUUCCUCUUGUCCUCCUCGUCCGCCGGUGGGAGCAGCGUCGGUCCGGCAGGGCUCUGGGCUGAGGCGGCGGCAGCUCCUCCGGCUCCAUCAUGUCCGCGGGCGGAGACUUCGGGAAUCCGCUGAGGAAAUUUAAACUGGUGUUCCUGGGGGAGCAGAGCGUUGGAAAGACGUCCUUGAUCACCAGAUUCAUGUAUGACAGUUUUGACAACACCUAUCAGGCAACAAUUGGCAUUGACUUUUUGUCAAAAACAAUGUACUUGGAGGAUCGAACAAUCAGGCUGCAGCUGUGGGAUACUGCGGGUCAGGAACGUUUCCGUAGCCUCAUUCCCAGUUACAUCCGUGAUUCUGCUGCAGCCGUAGUAGUUUACGAUAUCACAAAUGUUAACUCAUUCCAGCAAACUACAAAAUGGAUUGAUGACGUGAGAACAGAAAGAGGAAGUGAUGUUAUCAUCAUGUUAGUAGGAAAUAAAACAGAUCUUGCUGAUAAGAGGCAAGUGUCAAUUGAGGAAGGAGAGAGGAAAGCCAAAGAGCUGAAUGUUAUGUUUAUUGAAACCAGUGCAAAAGCAGGCUACAAUGUAAAGCAGCUCUUCCGACGUGUAGCAGCAGCUUUGCCUGGAAUGGAAAGCACACAGGACAGAAGCAGAGAAGACAUGAUUGACAUAAAGCUGGAAAAGCCCCAGGAGCAACCAGUCACCGAAGGAGGCUGUUCCUGCUAAUCCCCCAUAGCAUCUUCAGCCCUGCUCCAGAAGCUCACUGCUUUGGCCCCUGUACUCUUUCAUUGACUGCAGUGUGAAUAUUGGCUUGAACCUUUUUCCCUUCAGUAAUAACAUAUUGCAAUUCAUCAUUGCUGCCUGUCUCGUGGAGAUGAUCUAUUAGCUUCACAAGCACAAAAAUGUCAGUGUCUUCAUUAUUUAUAUUUUACAAAAAACCAAAAGAUUCCAGUGAUAACUGAAGAUUAGAUACAUUUUCUUAACAUUUUUCCUUUUUUAAUGUUAUGAUAAGGUACUUCAAAAUGAUGGAAAUGUGAACAGUAUGUGCGGCUUGGUUAAGGAGCAGUACGUUCACAGCAUUUGCCUCCCUAUUUGAUCUCGUACUGCUUCUCUCACUUCUCCUUUACCCCAUUUCCUAUUCCUGCCCUACCAAACGAGGUAGCAAAUAGCAGUUUGACCAAGCCCAUUGGAAUUAUCCUUCAGUUUUACAUAUACCACUUGCUGUAGCAGUAGGCCAAAAUAUCCAAAAUUAUUCUUGAACAUGGAUAUAAAUUACUUAGACCUUCUUGAGUUAAAACUUAGCUAUCAUGGUGGGCAGUGCUUGAAUGAGGAAGGGGUUCUCCUAUAUCUUCAAAAUGAGUCCUAAUGAACAUACUUAGUAUUCACAGUAGAAUAUAAAGUGUAUUUCUGACCAAAACAAAUGACCCUUUCACAUGUGCUUUAUUAAAUGCUGGGAGAGAAGUAACCAGUUAAUUCUUCAUGGUAAAAUCAUAAAAGUUCUAAUGAACUAUUUUUUCCCAAGAUUUUAAGAUUGUGCAGACUUUUUUUUUAAGAUCUUAA